Molecule: messenger RNA, 3555 nt
Organism: Pseudopipra pipra
Lineage: Eukaryota; Metazoa; Chordata; Aves; Passeriformes; Pipridae
Gene: ALDH3B1
Product: aldehyde dehydrogenase 3 family member B1
Exons: 10
Coding region: 1274-3214 (646 amino acids)
Biological process (GO): aldehyde metabolic process
Cellular component (GO): cytoplasm
Molecular function (GO): aldehyde dehydrogenase (NAD+) activity; 3-chloroallyl aldehyde dehydrogenase activity
Source: RefSeq, a predicted model, not a curated record
CCUACCCGCACCCGCCCUCAGCACCCCGACCCUCGCAGCACCCAUGAUCCUGAGCCCCCUGCACAGCACCCUGAGCCCCCCGCACCCAUCGCUCCCCUGUUGCACAAGAACCCUCAACCCCCCCCCAACUCCCCUCCCCAGCUCCCCUGUACCCCUGCAGCCUCCCCGGCGCUCCCACCAGACCCCGGGCUGGGUGCUGCCUCCUCGGGGUGCCCCGUGGCACUGAGUGCUGGUCCCAGGCACUCUCGCUUCCCUUUCCCGGCUCGGGGGAUGUGCCAGAGUGCCUGGGCGGGGGGACACCCCGGUCUGGGGGUAUGGGGCACUGCCUGCCCUGCUUGUCACCCCAAAGCCAGGGCCAGGAGCGUGCCCGGGUGCGUGGCAUGGCAGGGUGCCCCGGGACAGGGUGGGGGGACAUGGGCGGGGCAGGAAGGGGUGACAUCUUCAGGGCAGGAUCUGACCCAGCCGGUAGCGGGGGAUUCUUGACAUGGGAUUCUUACCAGGGUGCUGGUUCCUACAGGAUGAGUGGGAUAUGUGGGGAACAGCCCCAGAAGGGUCAUGGCAGUGGGGCAGGGGCAGCCCCCAUCCCGAGGGCCCCCCAUACCCCAGGCAAGGGUAGCCACCCUGGAGUGCCAGGGGGAAAGGGACCUUCCUGGGCAUGGUCCUGGGAGCAGGAUGAGGAGCGUCAGUGGGAACCCCGUGGGUCAGGGUGGUCCUGGGAGCAGGAUGAUGUGUGUCUAUUGGUUGUGAAACUCUUGGGAAGUAGGAUGAGGGCUGUCUAUGGGACCCCGUGGGUUAGGGUGAUCCUGGGAACAGGAUGAGGUGUGUCUGUGGGGUUCCAAUGGAUCAGGGGGCUCCUGGGAGCGGGGUGAGGUGUGUCUGUGGGGUCCCAAUGGGUCAAGGUUCAUGGUGGUGGUUUGGUGGCCGUGGGAGUUCCCCAGUGCCACUGUCCCAUGGGGGAGGUCCCAUCCCAUCCUAUCCCAGCCCUUGUCCCCACUGCCAGCCCCAUGGAGGCGGGGCCCAAUCCUGCCCACCCCUGGCCAUGGGGCCCAGCCACUGGCCCCACAGCAUUUAGGGGCCCCAGAGCCUCAGCAGUGCCCACCUGGACUCGUGCUCCUGCAGCCCCUGCACAGCUCCCAAGGUAGGCACUGCGGAGUCCCCAAAACUGGCAUCCCCUGCGGGGCACCCCCUUAGCAUCCCCCAUGCGGGUGGGGGUUGUGAGGCAUUGGGGGGGUUCCCUCGAGGAAGGGGGUGGGUGCCUUGGGCACGGAGAGGAAUGGGAGGACAGAUGUGGGGCUGCAGCUCUGUCCCCCAGAUUUGGGGAUGUCUUGUCCCUGAGGUCCCCAUGGGUGACCCCACAUCAGUUGAGAAGCCCGGGCAGGUCAGUGUCCAGAGGCUGGCAGUCAUCCCGGGAAUCUCAGGCAUCUCCCGGGGCCUCGGGCAGCAGCACCGGGCUGAGUCACCCCGACAACCAGGACGGCCCCGAGCACCAAACAGGCACCUUCAAAGGUGCCGCAGGCAGGUGACUCCUCUUGGGAUUGAGCCGGCAGCUCCUGCGCUUCAAUCCCGGCAUAAGCCACCCCCGUCUCUCCCCAGCACCACCACACUCUCCAUGGAGACCGGCAGCUCCUUCCAACAGCUUGGCAUGCAGCAGCCCCUCGAGCCCCCCGGGCAGCAGCCCCUGGGCUAUGGCAAGUGCAGCGCCGCAGGCAGUGAUCCCGGCAAAGAUGUUGGGAAAGCUGCUGGGUGCAGUGGAGGUAGUGGGAUCGGGAAGGGACCAAUGCCGUUGGUCUGCAGCACUGUAUGCGGGAACCCCUAUGCUGGGCUGGUGAGCCACCUGCGGGCAUCCUGGCUCUCCGGGAAGACACGGCCCUUGGAAUAUCGCACGGCCCAGCUGGAGGCCCUGGGACGCUUCCUGGAUGAUAAGAAGGAGGAGAUCCUGGAGGCCACCGCUGCGGACAUGGGCAAGCCGUCCUUUGAGGCUUACUUCAGCGAGAUCCUCCUCUGCAAGAACGAGCUCAACGUCACCCUCAACAACCUGUGCCACUGGAUGAAGGACGAGCACGUGGACAAGAAUCUGGUGAUGCAGCUGGACUCCGCCUUCAUCCGCAAGGAUCCGUACGGGGUGGUGCUCAUCAUAUCACCCUGGAACUACCCCAUCCACCUUUUCCUGGUGCCCCUCAUCGGGGCCAUCGCUGCUGGGAACUGCGUCAUUGUCAAACCCUCAGAGAUAUCCAAGAACACUGAGAGACUCGUUGCUGAAACGCUGAGCUGUUACCUGGACAGUGACUGCUUUGCUGUGGUGACUGGGGGUGUGCAGGAGAGCACAAGGCUGCUGGAGAACAAGUUCGACUACAUCUUCUUCACUGGCAGCCCCCCGGUGGGGCGGAUCGUGAUGACGGCCGCUGCCAAGCACCUGACGCCGGUGACGCUGGAGCUGGGGGGCAAGAACCCCUGCUAUGUGUCCGACACCUGCGACAUACCCAACGUGGCUCGGCGCGUGGUCUGGGGCCGCUUCUUCAACGCGGGGCAGACCUGCAUCGCGCCUGACUACCUGCUCUGCAGCCUGGAGAUGCAGGAGAAGCUCAUGCCCGCCCUGCGCGAGGCCAUCGUGGAGUUUUUUGGCCCCAACCCCCAGGAAUCCCCGGAUUUUGGGCGCAUUGUGGGGGACAAGCAGUUCCAGCGGGUGCGGAAGCUGCUGUGCAGCGGGCGCGUGGCCAUCGGGGGACAGACGGACGAGGCCGAGCGCUACAUCGCUCCCACGAUCCUGGCGGACGUGCAGCCCUCAGACCCUGUCAUGCAGGAGGAGAUCUUCGGGCCCAUCCUGCCCAUCGUCGUCGUGGCCAACAUGGAUGAAGCCAUUGACUUCAUCAACGCGCGGCCACGGCCCUUGGCCAUCUACGCCUUCUCCUGUGACAGCAAGGUGGUGAACCAGGUCCUGGAGCGGACGAGCAGCGGCGGCUUCUGCGGCAACGACACCCUGAUGCACGUGGCACUGACCUCGCUGCCCUUCGGAGGGAUUGGGAACAGUGGCCUGGGAAGAUACCACGGGAAGUUCACCUUCGACACCUUCUCCCACCACCGGGGCUGCCUGCACCGGAGCAUGGGGCUGGAGGCCAUCAACGCCCCACGCUACCCGCCCUACACCCAGCAGAAACUGGGGCUCCUCACGGCCGCCUUCGAGGUCAAGCGCAGGGGCACCUGCACUCUGCUCUGAGGGUCCCACGUCCUGCUCCGAGGGUCUCCAUGCACAGAGUCGGUGUGGAGAACCAGGACUGCCCCCCGAUCCUCAGCGUGUCCUUUGCCUUGCUGGAGCCCGUUGGACAGCUGGGAUGGAUGCCCCCUCCUGCACACUUGUGGCCUCUGCUCUGGCCUGUUUUCCAGGAAGCAGCUGAAACGGCCCAGAAACUCUUUUUCCUCUUCCUGGUGGAGAAAUGGUCCCAUCAGCCCCAUCUCCCAUCACAUGGACCUUUCCUUGGGGAUGAUCCUCCUUCUCCUCACUGUUGCUCUUUCCUCCAUGUAAUUCUGCCUAUAGUAAAGACUUUGCAUUGAGCUCUC